This is a messenger RNA of Alternaria atra, 2352 nucleotides long. RefSeq lists its product as uncharacterized. NCBI's taxonomy places the organism in Eukaryota, Fungi, Ascomycota, Dothideomycetes, Pleosporales, Pleosporaceae. Bases 1 to 2352 code for a protein of 783 amino acids. The transcript is spliced from 3 exons. The record is from RefSeq and is a predicted model, not a curated record.
AUGUCGGACCACACAGCAGCCUUUGAGGGCUCUGAUCCACCCUCACGACAGCGCAGUCCUCCCGCAGGCGAUCCUAAAUACCACUACGAAAGCCUCAAUGACAUAGGCACAAGUCCGUCUGCUAGUGUACCGUAUACUAGACGUCGUCCAUCUCGCACCAGUUCGGGCACGAAAGGUUCCCCACCUUCGGCCUCACCGCCACGCGGAGACGACCAUGACGAGAGCGAGCAGAGGACGAAGCCACCUCGCAGCACUUUGAAGAAGCUCCUGAGACGAGACUCACACCAUACCGACACUGGAUCAACAUCACAGGGCAAACAAGAAGAGUUGGAUGAGGAGGGAAGUACCAUCGGCUACAUGCCCAGGCUCGGCCAGAUAAGAGAAAGCAGGUCCAAGGUCAGCACACGUUCAAGACGUCGGGGAAGCUCUGCUGUCAGUAUCCCGGUCGAUCCGAGGGUUCUCCGCCGCCGGCAUACUGGAGACAACGCCGUGAAACGCUCACACGCACGUGACAAACGCAGCUCUUUGCAGCGGCAUGCUGGGGAUAUGGCCAACAUGUCAGAUCCCUCUCUAGUUUCGAGCGUGACGCAACAAUCAGAUGCUUCGGGUGGUAGUAACUCGACAGUGUUGCAGCGGCCGUACAGCGGUUAUAGCCAAGUCGACCAGUACCUAGAACCUCAAGAAAGCCAUAGCCCAUCCGCAUCAACGGCUGUGGAAAGUCCUGCCUUUGACAAUAUCGGCGCCGCUCAGUCUGAAGUAUUCAAGUACCUACAGACUAGCGACACGACCGCAAGCAUUACGCCAACAGACCUUCAAGCUAUGCCCCCAUCAACCGUUGUCUCGUCGUCUUCGUCAUCAUCAGGUGACACUCAACAUGACGACCGGUCGUCUGUAGCAGCAGACUCACAGCACACCAUUGACUCUGCCAUGACCUCACCAGCCUCAACACGAAGGAGUCUCCAAACAUCUUCACAUCUCCCUAAUCAAGAAUUCCGCACGUUCAAGAAGCCGCUGUACGCCAGUAGCUUUGUGCAUGGCCCUGGGGACGAAGUCGAAGCCAAUGAAGAAGAGGGCAGUGAAGAGGAGAACGACGGUGGGUCAGAGAGCGAGGAAGAAGUCAACCAAAAGAAGCAGAUACCUAACAAAAGUCCAAUGGAAACCCUCCCUCCUCGAGCUCCAUCAGCGGCCUCUUGUCAAAGUGAUGCGCACGCCACGCGUCUCAAACAACAGGAGCGCGAGCUCGCCAACCAUAUUUCACAAAACCCACAGCCGUACAGCGACUACCAAUAUAGCGCAGAGCAACCCGCACACAACUACCCACCCAUGCCAAUGUACAGUCCUCAGGGAUACUCCGGUGCGUCUCCUGCUGCAAUGAAUGCAGUCGUCAAUUCACCACCAGGAUGGGCACCCAUGCCCUCAUUCCCAGCCCCAUUAGCCAUCGGCUACGCGCCUCACCAAUCCCCCGAAGCGGCGCAUGCACAUCCCCUAUCGAUACGACCCCCUGAUGGUAUGCUUCAGUACAUGCCCCCGCCUUUUUCCCCACAUCCAGGGCAACCGCCACUCUACCAACAGCACGCGCCGUCGUCCAGCCAGACCAGACCAACAAUAGUGGGUUACGAACUCCUAGCCAACGAGCUUAGCGGAUCGUCGUCGUCGUCGAGCUCCCAUGGCCGGAAGAAGCGUCUCGUGCCCAUGUACCGAAAGUUCUCGCACCUAAACCACCGCGUCUUGCUUCACCUACAAGACGAAACGAGUGAACUAGAAGAAGAGCUUCGUCACCUAGACGAAUGCAUUGCGCAGAUAACCCCCCGAGAUGCGGAGGGGUACGCGUACCCUGCGUCGAGGCGGAGUGACGCACGCUACGGUGGUGAAAUGCACUUCAAGAGGACCGAACUCCUGGGGCGUAUCUACCAGAAGCUAGAGCAAUACAACAAGGCUUUAUCUUCGUUUAGCAACCUCUCGACGAGUCUCGUUCCUGCCACCGCUAAAGACGUGCAAGCCUACCGCGCGUGGAUGGACGAGCACGACCCAGUCGAUGAGGCGGAAUCUCACUUCCUCGAGCAAGACUCUGAUUUAGUGACGAUUUCGCGGAAGCCAUCAUCAACUGUUACUGCUAGCACGGCAGCACAGCCGGCAACCGGACAAGACGCGUCCCAGUCAGCGCCAUCAGCAGUAUGGUUUCCACUAACCCUCGUGAUACCCCUCAUGGCGUUUGCGAUAGUCCCUAGUUUGCUCGGACGCCUCGUCGUUAUCGUGCUUAUCGUUGGCGCGGAGCUAAAGCUGAUCAUGUCGACCCCUAAGCUCAUGAGUUUACUGUCUACGCGUGAGUGGACUGCGGCUGCUUCAAUGUGA